AUUUUGGCCCAUACACACGGUGGACCACCAUAUCAACAGUCCGGAUCAUCACAUGCGUAGCUCGAGCACCUUGAAGAGGGAGCCAUACACUACAGAAUUUCCACUUUCAAACUGUCAUUGCAUUUCAACCAGUCGCAAUGAAGCAAUUUCCGUCCAAAUCACCAGAAAUCAGAGCUAAAGCAAUGCUUUCCAAAACGCCCUCCAAUCUCUCGAAAAUCCCCACUUUACCAACCUCUCUCAAAUGGCGAACCGAGCUCCAGCAAUCCCACCUCAUCUCCCAAGUCUCCUCCCUCCUCUUACACCACAAGCACUGGAUCACAAUCCUCCGAAAUCGCAAUCUCAUUUCCAAACUCACCCUUCCCAUCUUUCUCAAAAUCCUUCAUAAUACCCAAAACAACCCCCAAAUCUCCCUCCAUUUCUUCAACUGGUCCAAAACCAAUCUACCCUUCAAACCAGACCUCAAAUCCCACCUCAAAAUCAUCCAAAUCUUGGUCCAAUCCAACCUUCAAGAACCCGCAAGAUCAAUCUUGAAAGAACCCAUCAUCCAAUCAGAACCGAUAUCAACAGUCGUCAAUUCAUCGGUCAAAAUCUGUAAGAACGGUAGUGUACGAUCUCUCGUUCUUAGCUUCCUCCUCGAGAACUACCCAAAUUGUAAUUUGGGUAUCGAACGUCUAGAGAUGUUUAGGAGAAUUAGAUCUUACGGAUGUGUCCCGACCGUCAACAGCUGUAAUGCAUUGCUCGAUACUUUUGAACGGUCUGGUGAUUUACAUCUCGUUUGGUGCUUCUUCGCUGCGGUUAUCCGCAGUGGAGUUUUACCAAAUUCGGUUAUGUGGGUUUUGCUCACUCGGGUUUUUUGUAGAGAAGGGAAGCUCAAAAUGGCCGUGAAGUUGUUGAAUUCGGGAUUUUCAAGUGCUGGAAUGUAUAAUCUGGUUAUAGAUGGUUAUUGUAGAAAUGGGUAUUUUCCAACCGCAUUGGAUCUUUUGAAUGAGAUGUGUUGUAAGAAAUUGAUGCCAGGUUUUGGUACUUAUAGCUCGAUCCUUGAUGGAGCCUGUAAAUUCGGUGAUGUUGGUGUUAUGGAUUUGAUAAUGAGAGAGAUGGUUGUCAAGGGAUUCCUGCUGAUGAUGGAUAAUGGGGAUUAUGAUUUGGUUAUUCAGAAAUUUUGUGAUUUGGGUAAAACAUAUGCAGCGGAGAUGUUCUUUGAAAGAGCCCGGAGUGAGAAGAUCGGAUUAAGGGACAGUUCGUAUUUGUGUAUGUUGAAGUCAUUUUCAAAAGAAGGGAGAUCAAAUGAUGCGAUGCGAGUGUAUAGAAUGACUCAAGAAAAGGGAAUUGUGAUGGGUGAUGAUUGUGGUAAUGCAUUUGCAAAUGUGAUUUGCAAGGAAGAACCGUUGGAGGAAGUGAAUAUGAUUUUGAAAGAUGUGAUAAGAAGGGGAUUUCUUCCUUUGGAUCUUUCAAAGUAUGUUGAUGUUCUAUGUAGUAAAGGUCAAUGGCAGGAAGCGGAUGAUCUUUUGAGUGUGGUUUUUGAAAUGGGGUUAUUGCCUGAAGGCUUUUGUUGUCAGUCAUUGGUAAAGCGUCAUUGUGCUGACGGGCGCAUUGAUUCGGCGUUGGCAUUGCAUUAUAAGAUGGAUCGAUUGGGAGGGUGUUUGGAUUUAAUAUCGUAUAAUGCACUUCUUCAUGGGCUCUGUGUGGAUAAGAGAAUUGAAGAAGCAGCCCAAGUGUUUGAUUGUAUGAGAAGGAGAAAUGUGCUGAGCAGUACGAGUUUUUCAACUAUGAUAAUUGCACUCUGUCAUGAGAAGGAGAUGAGGAAGGCCAUGAAGAUGCAUGAUGAAAUGCUGCAGAAGGGGCUCAAGCCUGAUGAAGUCACUUACAAGCGAUUAAUAUUGGAAUUUAAGACACUCAGUAUGCAGUUGGAAAAUUUGGGACAAAAAUCUGCCAGAAGCAUUUCUGAACAAGGUGCUGGAAUGAUAUCAAUUCCUUAUGCUCUGUCAAAAGGAGGAUGGUUGAGCUUGAUACUUAUUCUACUUGUAGAAAUAAUAUGUUGCUACACAGGAUUACUCCUGUGAAAAUAUAUGGAUGCAGACCCACUUAUCAAAAGCUACCAGGGCAUUGGCUUGUGAAGUUGAUGGUCUUAGAUUUCAUGGAAGAGGAGCCUUUUAUAAUUUGAGCGGAAUUCCUACUUUUAUCAGCUCAUGUGAUUUCUGUUAUUGUGGGCAUGCAGUUUUCCCCACCAUAUACAUUUCUAUGAAAGAUGGGAGUCGGUUCUUUAACGUAAGUGAAAACAAGGGUACCCUA
Messenger RNA from Magnolia sinica, 2289 nucleotides. RefSeq names its product pentatricopeptide repeat-containing protein At4g21170. Gene Ontology annotation, molecular function: protein binding. The record is from RefSeq and is a predicted model, not a curated record. NCBI's taxonomy places the organism in Eukaryota, Viridiplantae, Streptophyta, Magnoliopsida, Magnoliales, Magnoliaceae. The coding region runs from base 138 to 2060 and encodes 640 amino acids. The transcript is spliced from 4 exons.